Messenger RNA from Hibiscus syriacus, 1672 nucleotides. RefSeq lists its product as uncharacterized. The transcript has 4 exons. NCBI's taxonomy places the organism in Eukaryota, Viridiplantae, Streptophyta, Magnoliopsida, Malvales, Malvaceae. The coding region runs from base 342 to 1406 and encodes 354 amino acids. The record is from RefSeq and is a predicted model, not a curated record. Gene Ontology annotation, biological process: multicellular organism development.
UCUCUCUCUUUUCUCCAUUCUCCUGCAACCAUUUCAUUUCUACAAGCUUCCAAACAAAGAAAAUUAAUGGAAACUGAGAUUCACAACGUUUAUUCUCCUCUGCCAUGUUGAAAAUAAAACACAAGACCAUGGUUAAUGGGCGUCUUUCGAUUUCUUAACUCCAAAAUUUUCUUAUGGCAAUAACCGUUGAUUCUUCGAUUGAAAAUAUCUUGUUCAUCCAUGGCUUAUGUUGAAUUCAGGACUAAUCUGGGAAUUCUUUAUCAGUAUCGCCAUCAGCAUCUUCUUCUUGCUUCUCCUUGUUAUAGACGAAACCGGGUGUUGGUUUUUGUUGGUCACCGGACAUGACCAUGGUUCCUGCCGAAAACCUUCCUAAACAACAUCAUCUUCCUCACGGCGGUUUUUACGGUUAUUGUGGCGGCAGCAGUGUAUACACGGAGAGCUUUGGUCUUAUGAGCCGUGUUCAUGGGUAUGAUUUUCACACCGAAACUUGCUUAGGAAUAGGAUCUGAUAACCUCAUGGCUGAAGAUGAAUCCAGAACUAAUAGUCUUAAUGAGGCGGGCUCUAACUCUAAGGAUAAUAACCAUCAAGAACUGGAAUUAGAGAGAGAUGAAGGUUGGCUCCAACUGAGUAUAGGGGGUGGUCAAGCUCAGGCAACAAGAUGUGAUCGGAACAAGCAUGACCAAGGCAAUCCAUCGGCCAGAAGAGAAGGGUUGGUUGAGCUUGAUCUAUUACCCGGUGGUGGCAGCUGCUCGCAGCAAGCGAGGCCGUUAGCUCCUAUCUUUCAUAUGGCUGAGUUUCGAGCUCCACCACGUCCGCCCCCGCUCAUGCAUAGUUUUAGUACAUCUCUAUUCUAUCAACACCAACAACAAGGGAUCAGCUCCACGUUCCCUUAUGACGGAGAUCUUAGUUCGUCAUUUAGGCCGAUACCGCAAAAUAUAGCAGCAGCUCCUUCAGCCUCCUCUUCUUGUUCUUCUUUAGCGCCAUUCGGGCCCUAUUUUGCCAGAACAUUGCCGGUGCAACCCGAAAUGGAUGUUGCCGGGCCGAGCUUGGAUGUUGGAAUCAUUGAUCCUCCUAGGAGACCCAAUUCUGGCAUUUGGUUUGUUCUACAAGCAUCAGAAAACCAAGCAAAAGAACCGUUCCUGCCUCAAAUUCCAAAGAGUUACCUGAGAAUCAAAGACGGGAAGAUGACAGUGCAGCUGUUAAUGAAGUAUCUGGUUAACAAGCUGAGACUGGAUAGCGAAUCAGAGGUGGAGAUAAGAUGCAGAGGGCAACAGCUUCAGCCAUUCUUGACGUUGCAGCAAGUAAGAGAUGAAAUAUGGAGUUCAAGGGACGCAGUGACUUUGCUUCCACAUACCUCAACAGCUGAUCAUCUCAUGGUUUUGCACUAUGGCAGGAACCCUAAUUGAAUCUUUCACCUUUUAUCUCCUACUCUGAUGUGAUGUAUCGUUCUUAUUUAAGUUGUGGAAACCCUUUAUUUUUUUUCCUUUUUAAAAAAAAAUCUCUAAUUGAUGGAGAAAAUAGAUUGAGAGCUGCCCUGCAAUGGUGUUUUUCUUUAAAGGGCGAGUAACGUAAGCAAAUUGUAUUUUUUUCCCUGAGCUAUGCUGGCUUUCAUAUUUUCAAUUAUUAUCAGUAUAUGUCAACUUGUACAAACAUCAUUGAUUAAUUGACUAAU